Molecule: messenger RNA, 591 nt
Organism: Candidozyma auris
Lineage: Eukaryota; Fungi; Ascomycota; Pichiomycetes; Serinales; Metschnikowiaceae
Exons: 1
Coding region: 1-591 (196 amino acids)
Molecular function (GO): peptidyl-tRNA hydrolase activity
Source: RefSeq, a predicted model, not a curated record
AUGUCUAACACAAUCAUCUUUUUCUCUGUGGGCAACCCUGGUCCUAUGAACCGACACUCGGUAGGACAUCUAAUACUAAAACACCUCAUUGAGGCAUUCGGAGCUAGUCAGCUAGUGAAGAAAGGAAAGUACUCUUUCACCAAACUAGAAAAUGUGUUUUUUGUCAAAUCAAACAGUUACAUGAACGAAUCUGGAGCGCUGCUCAAGACGUUUUUAUCAACAGAACGGGUGAGUAAUAGUACAAUAGUCAUUCUCUAUGACGACUUUGAGUUGAACUUUCCCAAGGUUCGAAUUCAGAAUUUUAAGAAAAAUGAGUCCCAUAACGGCAUCAAGUCAGUACAAAAAGCACUUUUAUCGCUUCCGAACACAGUGUAUAAGCUCGGUGUUGGCAUCGGACCAAAGCCCCAGGGAGCUCUGAAAGAUACCAUGGCGGCAUUUGUGUUGGCUGAUUUUACCUUGGCCCAAAAGCAGUCUAUGGUAGAAGCACUUCACGCAACCGAAGAAUAUGCAUCGGCUAUUAUAGACAAAGAUGGGGAAAUUGGGGACUGCAACAAGCUCAAUUCGCGUAUAAGCAAGGUUCUAGAGGCCUAA